This is a messenger RNA of Polyodon spathula (Mississippi paddlefish), 2525 nucleotides long. RefSeq names its product cell adhesion molecule 4-like. Gene Ontology annotation, cellular component: cell-cell contact zone. The coding region runs from base 32 to 1243 and encodes 403 amino acids. Gene Ontology annotation, biological process: regulation of Rac protein signal transduction; negative regulation of peptidyl-tyrosine phosphorylation; regulation of wound healing. Gene Ontology annotation, molecular function: vascular endothelial growth factor receptor 2 binding. The transcript is spliced from 10 exons. NCBI's taxonomy places the organism in Eukaryota, Metazoa, Chordata, Actinopteri, Acipenseriformes, Polyodontidae. The record is from RefSeq and is a predicted model, not a curated record.
GGUAGAGACACGUAGAGGUCCUGUGUCUCGUAUGGGACUGGUAGAGAUGGACAGAGGUCCUGUCUCUCGUAUUGUACUGGGAUGCUGGGUUGUGAUUGCCUGUUGCUGUCUGGCAUUUUCGGCCCAGGCGCUGCAAGCAGAGAACGUGACCGUGACGGAGGGCGGCCGGGCGGAGAUCAAUUGCAAGCUGCAGAGCUAUGACGGGUCCAUCGUGGUCAUCCAGAACCCCUACAGACAGACGCUAUUCUUCAACGGGACCCGAGCCCUGAAGGACGAGCGUUUCCAGAUGGUUCAGUUCACUCCGAGGCUGGUGAAGAUCGUUCUGUCUGAUGUCAGGGUGGAGGAUGAGGGGGGGUACUUCUGCCAGCUCUACACCGAUGCCACCCUCCACCAGGUGGCGACGCUCACAGUGCUUGUGCCCCCUGCAGAGCCUCAAGUGGAAGUGAAGGAGCAGGUGGUGGAGGGAGGGGUGAUGGAGCUGACCUGCAUUGCUCCCAGAAGCAAACCCCCGGCCACACUGCGCUGGUACAGAGACCGCCGGGAGAUACCAGGAGUGACCAGCCAGCAGGACAAUGACAAGACGGUCAGCGUGUCCAACACCAUCCGCCUGGCGGUCAGCAAGAGGGACAACGGGGCCCUCGUGACGUGCGAGGCGACCCAUCCUGCCCUGCGCAGCCAGAGGAAGAUCACACAGCACGCCCUCGACGUGCACUACGCCCCGACAGUGGAGAUUCAGCACCCCCCCGGAGUGAUGAGAGAAGGGGACAGCCUGUCGCUGGACUGUAUCAUCUCUGCAAACCCAAUGCCCCACACGGUGCUGUGGUCCCGGCUCAACGACUCUCUCCCAGAGAGGACAGAGAUCCAGGGGACCCUGCUCAGCAUCCCCCGGCUCAGCGCGCUGGACAAUGGGACCUACGUGUGCGAGGGACGCAACAAGUACGGGCGCACAGCUGAUGAGUACACACUGGUGGUGUACGACAUCCAUCCUGUCAUUGAAUUCAAAGACCCGGGUGCGAUUGUGGAGGCACAGAGAUACCUUCCCUACUCCAUCAUUGGAGGCAUUCUGGCCGUGCUGGUGUUCGGAGUGAUCACUGUGCUCAUUGUAACCGUCUGGUGCUCUGUCAAUCAAAAAGGUUCAUACCUGACCCACGAGGCGAGUGGAUUGGAUGAGCACGGAGAGGUGCAGGAGGCUUUCCUGAACGGGAGCGAGACCCGGGAGGGGAAGAAGGAAUAUUUACUGUAAACCUAAAGAAAACAAACAAACCACAACUCAGGCAGCAGGGACGAACCAGACAGAGACAGGGGGACGAGAGACAGUCAAAGGAUCCCUUGGAAAUAAUUCAAACCUAGUGCUAGUACAUUAUAAACCCCAUAUAUAUAACUUUUUUUCUUCUGUGAGUAGCGUACACUGUACAUACAGAGACUUGUAGUAGAAAGUUUUCCAUUAGUGUGACUUAUUUGGAACUAUAAAACAGAGAUUCUGUUUAGUGUUGAACCUGCUGUGUGCUGGCACUGCUGAAUCUGUCUGCUUCUGACGAGUGCAGCGCUGGUCUUCCAAGGGCUGUUACACUGAAGAGUCAGCACAGCUUUAUUCAAAUAGACUCACUGGAGGGAGAGAGGGUGGUGCAAAACAAAAUUAAUAUUACAACCCCCUGCCUGCCAUACAAGUAUUGACUUGAAUUUUUUCUUUUUAAAGAAAAAUAAAUUGUCAAGAGCGCCCUCUAUAGAUCCUUGCUUCCUGGCCAAUCUGGCUCUGCCCCCUCCCCCUGUUGACAGUGUUAUGGCAGGUGUUUCUAACAUUUUGAUCUGAUUCUGCUCUGUGUUGUGAGACCCCAGGGGGUGCCCCGUCCUUCAGAUAAGACGUCAAACAAGCGAGGUCCUAUUGGAAGAGACUCUGCAGCAGCUGUUGUUAAUGAUGCAGAGUUCACCCCCCUAGUCUCUAAGUCGCUUUGGAUAAAAGCGUCUGCUAUAUGACUCUAAUUCAUAUUUGUAAGUGGAGAGCAGGUCUGGUGACAAGCCCCGUCUCAACAGAUCUGUUCUUGCAUCUCACACAAACAAGAGCGUGCCCCUGUGAAAGUGCGAUCCUCCCUGUGUUUUAAACAGCUAAUAUAGGAGAGAGAGAGAGAGAGAAAGAAUUACAAAGGGAAACUAUUGUGCUAAUAUUGACUGUUAGCUUCGUGUUAACACUGGGGAAACGCUGCAUCAGAAUACAUGUCGCUGUUAUCGAUAUUACUGUUAUUAUUAUCACUGUUAUGGAUGUGUUUUUAUUGCUAUGCUUUUUGUAUAGUUAAUUUUUUAUCUUGUAUGUUUCUUUUCAUGGGGUGUGAAAAAAAAAAGCUAAUAUAUAUAGUGAACCUUUUUAAAACCUAAAUAUGAUUUACUGCUAAAUGAAAAUAAUAAUAAUAUAUAUACACUGUGUACUUCUGAAAAAGUAGCUGACUGAAUCCACCUCAUCCUUCUGCUUUGUCCCUCCUCCCCUCUCCCCUAUGAUUCAGAACUAUAACAAAUAAACUAUUUUGAUUUUG